Adineta ricciae is the source of this 303-nucleotide messenger RNA. Lineage: Eukaryota; Metazoa; Rotifera; Eurotatoria; Adinetida; Adinetidae. The record is from the annotation of a GenBank genome assembly.
AUGGAUUCCAAUGCUGAUGAAAGAGGCCAUCGAUAUCCUCAACGACGUGUUGAUACAAUUCAUGGCAAUACGACGAAUGACAAAGUAGAUAACAACUAUAUUGUCAAUCGUCGACAUAGUUUAGCUCAUAUUAACUUCCGGAAAGCGAUUGAUCGAAGUCUCUCAUUGCCAGACAUAACUGACGAACCUAAUCAUCUCCAACGACGUUAUUUGGAAUAUUUCAUUAAAUUUUUAUUUCUUUGUAUUAUGAUUGUUUCGAUCUGCAUAUUAAUUCGAUUACUUCGCUCGUUCUCGAAGACAUAA